AUGCUCGCCUCUAUUAAGAGUCUGGCUCUCCUCGCCUUGGCUGCCACCGCUGCCCAGGCUGCCAUCGUCACCUACGACUGGAACAUCACCUACGUCAACGCCAACCCUGACGGUCUCCACGAGCGUCGUGUCAUCGGUGUCAACGGCCAGUUUCCCAUCCCCGCUAUCAAUGUGACCUUGGGCGACACCCUUGUCAUCAACGUUAUCAACCAGAUUGACCAGCCCACCAGUUUGCACUCCCACGGUCUCUUCCAGACCGGCAAUGCCCAGUUCGAUGGUCCCUCCAUGGUCACCCAGUGCCCCAUCCCCCCAGGCGCCAACUUCACCUACACCAUCCCCAUCGAGCAGCACGGUACCUACUGGAUCCACGGUCACACCAGAGGCCAGUACGUCGACGGUCUUCGCGGUCCCCUGAUUAUCCACAACACCAACGAGACCUACAAGUACGACGAGGAGUACACCAUCGCCCUUGCUGACUGGUACCACACCGAGCACGAGAUCAUGCUGGAGCAGUACCUCUCCAUCUUCAACCCCUCCGGUGCCGAGCCCGUCCCCGAGUCUGGAUUGAUCAACCAAAAGACCGAUGCCAAGUUCAACUUUGUUCCCGGCAAGACCUACCGUCUCCGCAUCAUCAACAUGUCUGCCCUUGCCAUGUUCCACUUCUACAUCGACGGACACGAGAUGGAGAUUAUUGAGAUCGACGGUAUCGAUAUCGAGCGCACGAAAGUCACCAGCUUCCCCGUCACUGCUGCCCAGCGCUACUCUGUCCUCGUCAAGGCCAGAGACGAUGCCACCCAGAACUUCAUCUUGCACGCUGACAUGGAACCCGACAUGUUCGAUGUUAUCCCCCCAGAGCUCGAGCUCAAGGUCACGGGUACCAUCGUCUACAGCGAGACUGCUCCCCUUGCCCCCUCCGGCGUCACUGACGAGUACGAUCCCUUCAACGAUGCUACCCUUGUUCCCGUCAUCCCUGAGGCCACCCAGCUCCCCGACCAGGUCAUCCCUUUGAACGCCGUCUUCAGCGUCCUGAACGACUACAGCAACAAGGCCACCUUCAACGACAUCACCUACGUUAUGCCCAAGGUCCCCACCCUGUACACCGCCUUGACCACUGGCAACCUCUCGUCCAACCCCGAGGUCUACGGAAAGUACACCCACCCCUUAGUCAUCAAGCACAACGAGUGGGUCGAGAUCAUCAUCAACAACGACGAUCCCGGUAACCAUCCCUUCCAUCUCCACGGUCACGUUUUCCAGAUUGUCGGACGCAGCACUGGCAAGUACAACCCCGCCGAUGGUCCUUACCCCGGUUAUUACAACUCCACCAACCCCGCCCGCCGUGACACCGUCCUCGUGCCCUCAGAGGAGAACGUUGCUAUCCGCUUCCAUGCCAACAACCCCGGAGUUUGGCUGUUCCAUUGCCACAUCGAGUGGCAUCUCCAGGCUGGUCUCGCCACCACCUUCAUUGAGGCCCCCGAGCUCAUGCCCAGCAUCUUGAAGAUCGACCCCAGCCACAUUGAGCACUGCAAGGCUUUGGGCAUCCCAUACAGCGGCAACGCUGCCGGUAACGAGGGCUUGAACCUCGACGGCGCCAACGUCGGACCCGAUCCCCUCCCCGGUACCUUCACCGCCAAGGGAAUUGUCGCCCUUGUGUUCACCAUCAUCUCGGCUUUCUUGGGUCUUGCCACCGUCAUCUGGUACGCCCGUGAGGACGAUGCUCAUAUCUCGGCCCAGGUCGCCAAGAACACUGAGGAGGAGCACUAA
Linnemannia hyalina is the source of this 1761-nucleotide messenger RNA. Lineage: Eukaryota; Fungi; Mortierellomycota; Mortierellomycetes; Mortierellales; Mortierellaceae. The record is from the annotation of a GenBank genome assembly.